CGCUGCCGGCCGUUGUCAAUAAAGUUGUAAAGUUUUGUUGAAGGAAGAUGGCGGCGCCCAGGGACUGAGGUGCCUGAUUGUGCAGAAAAUGAUGACUGUCUUGUGGAAGCUGGGGCUUUGCUCCGCCUGCUUGAAGAAACAUUCUUGUGGCUGGACCAGUUUACUUGGUCAGUACGGAAGGCGGGUGCCGGUACAUGGCAGAAACCUCUCCAAUCAUGCAGAAACAUGGGAAAGAGAAUAUAGAACAGAGACGCGAAAACGUGUCGAGAAACAUUGGCACUCACGACUAAAGGAGCAAUUCCCAGCGAUUUCUGAAAUGGGUAAAUCAAAGCCAAAAUGUUAUGUCCUUUCCAUGUUCCCGUACCCUUCUGGGAAGCUUCAUAUGGGGCAUGUGCGAGUGUACACUAUCAGCGACACAAUGGCUCAUUUCCAGAGAAUGCGUGGAUUUCAGGUCUUGCACCCAAUGGGAUGGGAUGCAUUUGGUUUGCCUGCAGAAAAUGCUGCAAUUGAGCGAGGCCUGGAUCCUGAAGAGUGGACAAGAAGUAAUAUUGCACACAUGAAAGAGCAGCUUCAGAACCUGGGACUAUGUUUUGACUGGCAAAAGGAGGUGACCACCUGUCAUCCCGAUUAUUACAAAUGGACCCAAUCCCUGUUUCUCCAACUGCAUGAAGCUGGCAUGGCUUACCAAAAGGAAGGACUGGUGAACUGGGAUCCAGUGGAUCAGACGGUGUUAGCAGACGAGCAAGUGGAUGAGAAUGGCUGCUCUUGGCGUUCUGGGGCUAAAGUUGAGCAGAGGUACCUCAAGCAGUGGUUUAUUAAGACGACAAACUAUGCAAAGUCCUUGCUGGAUGCCCUGGAAGACCUUCCUGAUUGGUAUGGUGUCAAAGAAAUGCAAGCAAACUGGAUUGGGUCUUGUACUGGAUGCUACUUUGACUUUGAUUUGAAGGUAAAUGGAAAGCACAUUGGUGAAAAGCUCCCCGCAUAUGCCUCUAGCCCAGAAGCAGUCUAUGGUGCAUCCCAUCUCUCUAUCCUACCUAGCCACAGACUUCUGCAAACUGAUAGUUACCUGAGAGACACUCUUCAACAGUAUUUUGUACCUAACAAAG
Molecule: messenger RNA, 1106 nt
Organism: Rhincodon typus (whale shark)
Lineage: Eukaryota; Metazoa; Chordata; Chondrichthyes; Orectolobiformes; Rhincodontidae
Product: probable leucine--tRNA ligase, mitochondrial
Exons: 9
Biological process (GO): leucyl-tRNA aminoacylation; mitochondrial translation
Cellular component (GO): mitochondrion
Molecular function (GO): leucine-tRNA ligase activity; aminoacyl-tRNA deacylase activity; ATP binding
Source: RefSeq, a predicted model, not a curated record